Molecule: messenger RNA, 1080 nt
Organism: Protomyces lactucae-debilis
Lineage: Eukaryota; Fungi; Ascomycota; Taphrinomycetes; Taphrinales; Protomycetaceae
Exons: 1
Coding region: 294-890 (198 amino acids)
Source: RefSeq, a predicted model, not a curated record
ACAACCUCAACCUUGAGUCUGCCAGAGCAAAGCAAGUAGCACGUCUACUAGCUCUUGCAACAGAUGAUCAGCAUUCUAGAGUCUCGCUCAAUGCCUUUAACCCAAGUGUCUUGCCCUUGUCGUUCACGGAACUAGCUCAUCAGCCUCGAGCCGGCAUCGCAGCAAGCACAGCCAACAACGAUCCCAUGGAUUCAUCUGACAACCUCUUUAUCUCUCUUGAUACACUGCGCUGUGCCUAACGCAUUCAAGAGGACGAUCUAGACCAAUUUGAACGGCUUGCACACGAUACACGCAUGAUCAAGGCAACAGCACGACCACGACGCGUGUCAAAGGAUGGUUCCAAGCGUACUGAGAUCCAGACUGUUGACUCUAUUCGCAAAGCAGUGUGUCUGUGGCCAUCAAGCGCGGCAAGCAACACGCAGUGGAGUGCUAUCGUCAGCGCUGCUUGCCAUGACAGGGAUGCAUACAACUUUCUCAAGGACCAGCGAGGCAAUCGCGUCAGCUGGAAACAACGCGACCAUGCCGAGCUGAAGAAGGCAGUCCUUCAUCUUGAACAGGACUUUACGUCGCUUGCCAGGGCACAAGCGAACUCGAUCUCCGUGGCUAUCUUUCGCUUGGUGCCAAGAAGCUGCAAGUCGCCGUACGUGCUGACGUCCAACAAUCUACGCAACGGUUCCCUACUGACAACAGCAAACAAGACAAAACGCCUGGCAGAGACAGAGACUGAGCAGCAGGGGACGUCGAUAAGAACGACAUACAGACACGACAAGCACGACGCAACACACAAAACACCGCGCCACACCAUGAGAAAGACGACGACAGCGAUACGGGAACCGCACAACCACGUCGUACAGCACACUAAUUCUUUCGCUGGUCUUAAUGCCUCCUGACUACUACAGGGCAAACGCGACCGGCCAAUGACGUCGAAAGCUCAGCUGCUUCAGGCUGCAGCGAAGGACAGGAAUGACCGCGCCGCCACUGCCAGCGAGGUGGAGCAAGCACGGUAGCGUAGCAAGCGUGCAAGACACCUGGCACAACAGUUAUAGGGAGUACAUAGUAAGCUUUCCUUGCUCUAGAGCU